UCAACCCGUCCCUCUACCCGGGACGGGGCCGGGGACGGAAGGAAGUUGCACGCAGGGCCGGAUCCAGAUCGAGAUCGGUUCUGCCAAGAAUCCGACGGGAAGAAAGGCUUCCGUCUGCUCAAGGGUAUCACCUCUGUCCACCUAGUGUUCCACGUGUCAAGCAUUUAACGGCCCCCUAUCUGUCCCUAUCUCCCCUCUUGACCUGCAAGCGCUUCUUCCACCCCAUCUCUCUUCAAUCCCCUCCGACAGUUUCCUCUCCCACUUCUCCAACAUGCGCCAGCUCUUCUCCUCUUUUCAAGAAAAAUUCCAAGGGAAGCAAUGGAAGGAGAAGCGUAUAAGAACGAUAACGGAUAGGGCCUUCGACCGCAUCAGAGCCGACGCGGACCGAGACUACCUCACCUUCGAGGAUCUAUACAUCGCUGUCCUCUAUGUCUACAAUGACAUCAACAAGUUCUUGCCUGGGCGUCACAACGAUCCCCCCUCCAAACAAAAACUGAAAGCUAUGAUGGAGGAGUAUGAUUUUAACCUUGAUGGGCUGCUGGACCGUGAAGAGUUUGCAAAAUUUAUUCAGAAAUUGACAGCGGACAUUGUAAAAUCUGUCGGUCAAAAUCUACUAAUUGCAUUGGUUGUGGCUCCAACUGUGGCACUGCUCACAAAGAGGGCAACAGAAGGGGUGCCUGGUGUUGGCAAAGUGGUGCAGAGGAUUCCUAAUUCUGUCUAUGCUUCCAUUGUUGCUCUGGGGGUUGUGUUGGUUCAAAAAUCAACGGAAGGUCAUGAAUAAACAAGCUGACAAUCAUGUAUAUUUGUAUGCUGAAACAAAAUACUCUUCAUAUCUGUGUUCUGUUAAGUAGCAUAUCAGAAAACCUUGUAGUGGUUAUUUCUUCAGUGUAUGAGCAAAACAAAGCUACUAUUUUAUUAUGAGUGAUUUCUGUUGGCAGUUUUUGCUGGUUUCUGAUUC
This is a messenger RNA of Elaeis guineensis (African oil palm), 958 nucleotides long. RefSeq lists its product as uncharacterized. The record is from RefSeq and is a predicted model, not a curated record. NCBI's taxonomy places the organism in Eukaryota, Viridiplantae, Streptophyta, Magnoliopsida, Arecales, Arecaceae. Gene Ontology annotation, molecular function: calcium ion binding.